Molecule: messenger RNA, 2513 nt
Organism: Lagenorhynchus albirostris (white-beaked dolphin)
Lineage: Eukaryota; Metazoa; Chordata; Mammalia; Artiodactyla; Delphinidae
Gene: NIPA2
Product: NIPA magnesium transporter 2
Exons: 7
Coding region: 509-1591 (360 amino acids)
Biological process (GO): magnesium ion transport
Cellular component (GO): membrane
Molecular function (GO): magnesium ion transmembrane transporter activity
Source: RefSeq, a predicted model, not a curated record
GUUCUUCUCGGCCGUGCCCCUUGGACCUGGUGGCGGAGGUGGAGGCCGGAGGUCGUCCGGAGCAGGUUCCCCUGGGCGCUCCCACAUGGAGGAAGAGGUGCGCACGGCUGCAGCCGCGGAUGCUCGCACUUCCCACUGGACGGCGACGAAGGCGGUGGCCGCGCGUGCUCUGGAGGGGGUGGCCCGUGCGGCCUGUACGGGGGUGUGAGCGGAGGUGACCGUGGCCGGAUAGUGGAGGGCAAGCCGCGCGCGCGGCGGGCCGGCCACCGGCGGUAUAUAUCACUGGCUGCUGCUUUGGGGGUUGAACGUCCUUCUGUGUGUCCAUUGUUGUCCCCACAUAGUGCGGAGGAACUUCUCUGCACUUCCAAGCAGAUUCCGACUUGCCGCUGUGUCCACGGACGUCCUGUUUUCAAACUAUUUGAAGACUGCAUCAUCCUGCCUCCAGCACCAGCAGUUUCUCUGUUCUUGAUCAAUGUGAUUCACAGGAAUUUUUAAAGUAACAAACGAAAUGAGCCAGGGCCGUGGAAAAUAUGACUUUUAUAUUGGUCUGGGAUUGGCUAUGAGCUCCAGCAUUUUCAUUGGAGGGAGUUUCAUUUUGAAAAAAAAAGGCCUUCUGCGACUUGCCAGAAAAGGCUCCAUGAGAGCAGGUCAAGGUGGCCAUGCAUAUCUUAAAGAAUGGUUGUGGUGGGCUGGACUGCUAUCAAUGGGAGCUGGCGAGGUGGCCAACUUUGCUGCGUAUGCCUUUGCACCAGCCACCCUAGUGACUCCGUUAGGGGCACUCAGUGUCCUAGUGAGUGCUAUUCUUUCUUCAUACUUUCUAAAUGAAAGACUUAACCUUCAUGGAAAAAUUGGAUGUUUGCUAAGUAUUCUGGGAUCUACAGUUAUGGUUAUUCAUGCUCCAAAAGAAGAGGAGAUUGAGACUUUAAAUGAAAUGUCUCACAAGCUAGGAGAUCCAGGUUUUGUGGUCUUUGCAACACUUGUGGUCAUUGUGUCCUUGAUAUUAAUCUUUGUGGUGGGACCUCGCCAUGGACAGACAAACAUUCUUGUGUAUAUCACAAUCUGCUCUGUAAUUGGAGCGUUUUCAGUCUCCUGUGUUAAGGGCCUGGGCAUUGCUAUCAAGGAGCUGUUUGCUGGAAAGCCUGUGCUGCGACAUCCCCUGGCCUGGAUUCUGCUGCUGAGCCUUAUAGUCUGUGUGAGCACACAGAUUAAUUACCUGAACAGGGCCCUGGACAUAUUCAACACUUCCAUCGUGACUCCAAUAUAUUAUGUAUUCUUUACAACAUCGGUUUUAACUUGCUCAGCUAUUCUUUUUAAGGAGUGGCAAGAUAUGCCUGUUGAUGAUGUCAUUGGUACUCUGAGUGGCUUCUUUACAAUCAUUGUGGGAAUAUUCUUAUUGCAUGCCUUUAAAGACGUCAACUUUAGUCUCGCAAGUCUGCCUGUGUCUUUUCGGAAAGAUGAAAAAGUAAUGAAUGGCAGUCUCUGUAAUAUGUAUGAAGUUCUUAAUAAUAAUGAAGAGAGCUUAACCUGUGGAAUUGAACAACACACUGCUGAAAAUAUCUCCCGAAGAAAUGGAAAUCUGACAGCUUUUUAAUAAGAAAGAUGUAAUUAAAAGGUUAAUCUAUAAUUGUGUUAUAAAGUGAACUUGAGUAUCAGAAUGUGUCUGAAAAAGCAUUUUUCUCAAAUAAUGUUCCCUAGAGACAAUCUUUUUUAAGGUUUCACUAAUCUGGACCAAGAAAUUACUUUUCUUAUAUUUAAAUGAUGGUAGCUCACUAAAAUGACCUCAGUACAUGGCCACUUUCUUUUAACAUUGUAUUAUUAUAGAGGUAUUUUAAAUUUUCCUUCACCAAAAUCUAAAUGCACUAAUGACAGUUUUAAGUCUAUAAAAAUGCUUUAUUUUUUCAUUGGUGAUGAAACUCUGAAAUGUAUAUUUGUCAUGCCCACUCUAUCAAUUCUUGACCAUUUUAAGGCUUUUUGAUUUAAAAAAACAAAAUUAACUCAAUACCUUAUCCUGUAAUUUACCUUACCUGUAAAAAUGACUCCCAUUUGAUGAAUUAUUUUAAUUUUGAAAUGUUAAUUUAAGAGACUCCUAAGUUAUUAAAUGAAGGAAACUCUAUUACAACAAAAACAAAAAAGGUAGGAAAUCACCACACUGAAAUACUUCUCAGGCAGUGAGUUGUCACCGUGAACGUCUGAUGGCCUUCCUAGAUGGCACCUUGUUAAUAAACCAGCGUACCCUUUGUCGGACUACAGCCUGGCUGGUUUUAUUCUUCAGUUACUCAGUAAUCCCUUGAUGCCUGGAACCUUGAUUACCAUUUUUACAUCAGCUCUUGUACUUUUCCAUAUAUUUUCAUAAGGAGUUAUAUUGUCAUUUAGCUCUUCUAACAACUCUGGGAAAUGAAGUCAGAAGACUAGGGUAAUUUCUUAAAUUUAGCUCAUAUUGAAAUAAAAAGACAAAUUGAAACGAAGUUCUUUUCUAAGUCUGAAUGCUCAGAAUAAACAGGAUAUUUGUAAAA